Messenger RNA from Heteronotia binoei (common prickly gecko), 6487 nucleotides. It is a transcript of the gene ZNF217, whose product is annotated as zinc finger protein 217. Gene Ontology annotation, molecular function: RNA polymerase II cis-regulatory region sequence-specific DNA binding; DNA-binding transcription factor activity, RNA polymerase II-specific. Gene Ontology annotation, biological process: regulation of DNA-templated transcription. The record is from RefSeq and is a predicted model, not a curated record. Lineage: Eukaryota; Metazoa; Chordata; Lepidosauria; Squamata; Gekkonidae. Gene Ontology annotation, cellular component: nucleus. Bases 517 to 3690 code for a protein of 1057 amino acids. The transcript has 6 exons.
UCCUUUUUCUUCCUCCUCCCCCUCCCGCAAGAAUCCCUCCUCCCUCUUUUCUUCUUUCUCAUUCAAACGCCUGCAAGUCCUGUUGUGUCAGUUUUAUCUUCCUUCCUCCAACCACCGCCGGGCAAUGGCAGAGGAGGAUCAGCAGCAGGUGGUGAAUUUCUCGGUGCUCUGGAGCUGUUUCCCUGCUUUCUUGACCUCAAGAAGAAGAUCUGAAGUAUUACACUUGGAGAUAUAAUUGGAUUUAUUUUUCAGAAGGCAAAUAAAAAACCUCCAAAAGGCUAGAAUAAUAAUGUAAGUGUUCCUAUACCUGUACUGGGAGAACUAAUGAAUACUUUUAUGAAUAGUUUGUAUUGCACAUCGAUAGCUGCACCUAGAGAGGAGAGGCAAUGCUUAAUUGCUCUUGAAGUGGGCGGCUGGACUUGGACAUUUGCAAGCAAACAUUUGGGAACUUGUUGAAAGUGGCCUUCUUUCCAACGUAAGACCUCAGAAAUUCACAUUAACACCAAGGCAGGAAAUAUGCCGACUCAGCCUCUCUUAGCAUAUAUGGAUGGGCCAGAUGGUAUAGCCUGUACUGUGGGCUCACGUAUGGAGAACAACGAUGCCACUAUGCCGAUAAAAGGGACCAACACGAUCUCUUACAAAAACAUGCAAGAGAAGUUCUUGAUGCAGGGCGAAGGGUGCAUGCCUUUGGAUUGCAUGUUUUGCGACCAAACCUUCAAGCACCCGGAGGAUCUCGGCAAGCACGUCUUAACGCAGCACAGGCCAACCCUUUGUGAACCGGCAGUCCUGCGUGUCGAAGCGGAAUACCUCAGCCAUCUCGACAGGGGACAAGGGAAAACAGACUCGCCAUCCUCGGAUGUCAACCCAAAAGAUGAUCAGGGCUUCAGCUGUGACGUUUGUGGGCAGACAUUUGAGGAGGUUUUUGAUGUCGAGGCCCACAUGAGGAAGCAUAAAGACUCCUUCACUUACUGGUGCAGCGUGUGUGGGAGGAGAUUUAAAGAGCCUUGGUUCCUCAAGAACCACAUGAGAACGCACACCGGGAAGCCCGGUUCUCGAAGCAAGACCGCACAAGGUUCUGAGAGCCCAGUUACCAUAAAUGAAGUUGUACAAGACCAAGUAUCCGAAAGCAUUACAUCUCCCUAUAAAAUCUGCAUGGUUUGUGGCUUCCUAUUUCAAAACAAGGAGACUCUAAUCGAGCACAGCAAAGUACAUACCAAAGAUUCCUCAGCCAGCAGUGAUGGCUCACAGGCUGAUGGAGGUGGCAAAGGAAGCAGAUCACCCAGAGAAGAGUUCCUGCAGUUCUUGAACCUAAAACCACGUUCGCCUUCCAGCAACAGCAAAUUUGAAAAACCUGUGAAAUGUAUUGCAGAAUUGGAUCCAUUCAGUACGUAUCAGGCAUGGCAAUUGGCUACCAAAGGCAAGAUUGCUACUGGCCAUGGACAAAUAAAAGAACCAGAGCAAGAAGGAAGUACAGACAAUGAAGAGUCAUCUUCUGAUAAAGAAGAGCUUGGGGAAAUCUGGCGUGCAAGCAAAGCAAACCAGGUUGAAAGUACGGGGAAGACUAGGGGAAGCAGAAGUGGGAGUUAUGCCAGGCUUGGGAAUGUGCCACAAGACAAAUUCAAAUAUCCUGGUGGGGAAGUGCCUUCUAUAGACAUGGAUCCUAAACUGUCCCAGAACAAAGACAAGCCCACACAUUGUGCGCAGUGUGGCAAAGCCUUUCGAACAUACCACCAGCUAGUCCUUCACUCGAGGGUACACAAGAGAGACCGAAGGAAUGACCCGGAAGCUGGUUCCGGUGAAGCAAAGCAACCAAGAUCAUGUCUUGCAGACGUGGUGCCUCUGGAUGAGAACGGAGUACCUGAGCGAGUGGAGGGAGGCUCCGAAGACGGCUCUGAGGAUGGACUAACAGAGGCUUUAGAUAAAAAUGGAGAUAGCAUGGAAAGAGCAAAAGUUAAAAACCUUGGGGCCUCCAGAGAAUGCAGCUACUGUGGGAAGUAUUUCCGCUCAAACUAUUACCUCAACAUUCAUCUCAGAACUCACACAGGUGAAAAACCGUACAAAUGUGAAUUUUGUGAGUAUGCAGCAGCCCAGAAAACAUCUUUGCGGUAUCACUUGGAGAGACAUCACAAGGACAAGAACAUGGAAGCUGUGGCCGAUGUGAAAAACGACCCUAAAGAUUUGUUACCUACUCAGGAGAUGGGCUUCUUACCAAUCCCCAGUGGUGCUCCAGAAACCAAAAAUCUGAAAAGGCUCCUUGAAGAUGCCAAAGACGGUAAAGGAAGCCCACCUGCAAAGCAGCAGAAGGAGACCCUUUUCUCCUUUCAGAGCACAUCCAACAGUGUAACUCAGGACACAAAUAUAGGUGCUGAUUGUAGUGGCUUAAAAGAGGCCGUACCAGUUCCCUGCCUUGAAAAGCUGAAAUCUGGCGAGAGAAUGAUGGAACCUCAGGCAAGUAAUUACAUGACCGAUAGGCCUGAGACAAGGAGCUCUGCGUUGCAAGACAGCGUGCUUUGUCACGGUACUCAGAAAGUUAGAACAAACAUGGAUCUUCGGAGAGAUGCCUCAGAAGACUCGAAAUGCAAGCUUAUAGCUCAAGAGAAGCCUUUAAAUCUAUCCACUGGAUCGUCCCAAGAUGCAUCGGUGAUCUCUCUCUGUCGAGGAUCUUUAGCAACCAGCACCUGCCCUUUUUGUACUUACCGGACGUUAUAUCCAGAGGUCCUGAUAAUGCAUCAGCGGUUGACACACAAAUAUAACCCUGAGACUUCUAAUAAGAACGGUGUCCGGAACAGGGCAGCUCUUAAAGCUAGGCGGACUGGAUGCCCCCCAUUUCUUUUGGGCAAAGAUGUGCUCCCCCUGCCUCUUCACCCAGUGAAAACCAAGGCUUCCCUGCCUGCCCAGUCAAAGUCCUCACACAUGGAAAAGGCUAAACAGUGUCCCGCCGUGCAGAGCAAAGCACCCAUUCCUCCAGGGCUUGGCUCCAGUAACUCAUCUCCAAGCAACUUGAAAUCGGGCAAACUGCAGGUGGUCGGUGUUUCGGCGAAUAGCUUCAGGAAUCAUGAAAUGCACCCUGCUUCUAGCAGCGUCAUGGUACAGGAUCGAGGGAGAAAGCUGGACUCUAAAACCAGGUGCUUGGCUUCUCAGUCAAGCGUAGGGAGUACUAACAUCAAUGGCUCUCUCGAGACGUCUGUGAACGAAGCAGCCUGGCCAAGUAGUCGGGGAAUAGAAUUUCUCAGUAGCAGACCCAAAGGGAAUACAAACUUGGAGUUUGACGGACCCUCCUCUAAAAGAACAAGACCUAAUCUCUUGGCUCCAGAACAAACGGACUCUGCUCUUUAUCGGAGAGGAAACGAUUCGAGCAGGAUUCAUAUAGCGGGCAGAUAUGCCAAUCUGCUACCUCAGGAAUGUGCACACACCAAACCUGCAUCCUCUUUCCUGCCUGCCAAGCAAGGGCUCAUGAGCGCUGAAGUAGAUGCUAUAAAUCCUGUGACUAUCCUAAAGCCAUAUGAAACGUACGGUCCUGGCCCCUAUUACAGUUCCUGCGGAUCGAGCAGCGGCCAGCUUCCUAGCUCUUCGAAAGAAGGAAAGAGGCCAGUGUCCUAUCAACAUUUAUCCAGCACUAUGCUACAAAAGCGAAGUUACGAGAGUCUACUUGGUACUGCGCAUUAUCGGCCGAAUGACAAGAAGACAUGAGUUGGCUUGAAUGAAUGAUAAAAGGCUGCAACUUGGGGAUUCUUCGCGGUUCAGUCCUGGAGGAGAAUGGACAACAAAAGCUACAAAACUAAACUGUGAUUGUACUAUGUAUAGAGAGAAAACACUACAGUGCUGUAACGGAAGGUGUGAUCCCAUUUGUACCAUGUGGCUGCAAACAUGGCCUUCUGAAAUGGUGUCAGAGAGAACUGGAAAAUGGGUGUAUCAAUUCUGCUGAUCUUGAAUAAUAUUUUUCUUAGAAUGAUCAUAGACCAAAUAUCCAGCAUAAAGUAUAUUUUUGCAUAACUUGAGUGCUGCUGAAGAGAGAUCUUUUUGUUUUUUUGGAAGCUGUGUGUAACCCUUGCACCUCAGGUAAAUCUGUGCAUUAAGUCUGUCUGGUUUCCGUACUGAGAGGCAUUUUUUUUAAAAAAAAUAAAGGGCAACAGUCUGUCAGAUUUUGCUUUGUGCUUUAAACUAUGUAUAUUUUUAAACAAUUUCCAGAUCAGUUAUGUUCUUUAUGUUCAUCUUAUGCACAGUUACAGUACUCCAGAGUAGGUCAGGGAUGUUGACACCAAAUAAGGAUGAUACGCUCUUCUACAAUAAGUUUUACUUCCUCUAACUGAUGUCGAUUCCCAAAUAGCCACUCUCAAAAUUCAGAGUGUAUUUCUGAAAAAGGGAAGAAGAUCCCCCCCACCCUUUGCCAUUUGGUCUCAAUCCUUUCCUUACUGUGUGAGCUUUGAGGGUGCUUAGUUGAAUGCUCUCAAUCCUUCUAGGUGUUCUGGAGAGUCUACAUGACACACAUUUAAUUUGUCGCUUACCUCUUCCUAAAUAUUCAGCUACACGCACAAGGCCCACGAGCGUCCCAUAGCUUAUGUUGGAAUAUUCAGUGAAAGUUCCCGCUCUACUGAAUCUUGUUGAUAUGGGAGCCCAUAGAUAUAUGCAGCCAGUUAACUAAGGGCACAACCCAUUCCCCUUUGCAGGUUGCCCAAACAGUCCAGUGUUCCUACAGGGCACAAUGCAACCGCCAUCUCUGUUCCUUCCCCAAGCCUGAGCAUGUUUAGCACUGGGCGCAUUACCAUGCUUCCAGCCAGUGCCUUUGGUGGGAGGCAUGUGGCCCAAUAACUCCAUUUCUCCUUAAUGUAGGCUACUCAUCUGACCAUUCCUAUUGGCAGGUCCAGCAAUCAGCACGCUUCAGCAUUCCAUCAACCUAAGCCAAUGCGUGGACAGGUGGGAGGGCUUAAUGAUUUCCCUAUGGGAAUCCUGUCUUGCACAGAUAGGUUUGUGAACUGUGCAUAUAAUAAGGUGAGAGAUCCUGCUCCAAAUUAUGUUCAUAUCUUUUAUCUAAUAUUAGUUACUUGACUGGAGGGGGGGAAGGUUAUCCUGCUGUGUGUGACUGAAUAUUGAACAGGAGACUUGACCUUUGUGUUUCAUGUUCUGAACAACUUGUGUGUGAAAGGUCCUAGUGACUGCUUAGAAGAAGUGGAGGGGGGAAAACAGAUUUUGGCUUCCACUUGUUCCAGGACAAAAUGGUUUCAAAAAUAUUUUUUGCACUGUUUCUUUCCUUUGUAUCAGAUGUAAAAUAGCAAAGCGUCGAUGUCCCCGGAGGUUUGUCCUCCUCUUUCUUCCCCUUCGCCCCCCCAGUAUGCAACUUGGAGACAUUUUAAAUUUAUGUCUUACUUCCCGUGUAUUAAGGAAUAUAUAAUUUUGAUGUCUCUGUAAAACUGGCAAUGUCAUGAAGUGCUGCGUAUCAGGAAACUGUACACAAUUUCCCCUUUUCCUGUUCAUAAGCUGAGCCAUAUGUACAUAAAAUCUAGAUGUGCGUUUUCUUAGUUUUGCACUUUUUGUAGUCUAUUUUUCAAAGAUGAAUUCACAUGGAAGAUGGUUAAUCUAUUUUUGCCGAUCCUUUGAGGCUUAUAUCGAAUGUGUUCUAUAACUUGCCUGUUCUGUUCCUUUCAAAAGUAACGUCUCUUUAAAGAAAAAUAAUAAUAAAAAAGACCAGGGUCUGUGUUUAAUGAACAUCACCAAACCAGUUUUUAAAAAUAAUCUCUCGUUUGUGUUGGUGCCGUUUUUCAGAAGCUUUGGGGUGGGGUUUUUUCCUGAGGGGACGGGAGGGAGCAAAGAAGAAAGCAGUUCGUGGCUUCUGAACAUGACUCGGGGACUCCUCUCCCGUCUGGUGCGUGAAGACAGCCAAUCUGGCAACAGUUCCUUCCUGCCCCAUAAAGCUAAAUACCCCAAACUCUGGCUUCUUGUCAUGCCACCGUUACCCCCAGAUUCCCAGAGGAAAGAUGUGGCGGGACUGCAGGAACCUUAGCAUGGGCUCCUCUUAUGCAGCCCCACAUUUCUGCUGCUGCUUUCACAGUGCAAGUGGCAGCAGAUCCCACGCUGUGCAGGGUAACAAAAGAAGGGGACUUUGCCUCCAGCCUUAUGGCCCAUUCCACCCAAGCAUUUCUGCACAGAAGUGCCCUGGCAAUCCAGCCAAAAAGAAUGGAGGAUUUGCUGGGCGAAUGCAUUGAAGGUUGCACCCUUGGUCUAGAGGAUAGGUUUUGCCCAUCAGUAUUAACUAUGGGAUACUACUGGUUUUCCCCCCUUGUUUUAUUUUCACUGGCAAUUAGUAUACCGGUACAAGUUGUUGCUUUGUUAUAUUUAUUUCCUUCCACUUUGAUUUAUUUUAAUUGUGAAACCUUUAAGUUGUCAAGCUGUAGACACCGUACAAGUCAUUUAAUUUAUGAUGUGUUUUCAGUUUAGCAGAAUACUGUUAUUACACGUGGAUGUAAAUAUAGACUUGGUGUUUUUGCAAAUA